Molecule: messenger RNA, 1550 nt
Organism: Coffea eugenioides
Lineage: Eukaryota; Viridiplantae; Streptophyta; Magnoliopsida; Gentianales; Rubiaceae
Product: cytochrome b561 and DOMON domain-containing protein At3g25290-like
Exons: 3
Coding region: 117-1313 (398 amino acids)
Source: RefSeq, a predicted model, not a curated record
CUCCACAAGACCGCCCAGCUUUAUUCAAAAACUUCCUCCUCAAAGUUCCAAAAAGUGCAUUCUCACAAUCUUAUAUAAGAAAAACAGAUUCAGUUCCUUAAUUUGAACCCCACAAUAUGGCAUUGUUUCAAACACUAAUUCCGGCACUAUGCACUUUAUCUUUGCUGUUCCAAAUCCAACCUUCAUAUUCUGCUACCUGCACUUCUCAGAAGUUCGGUAGAAACAGGAUUUUCCAGCACUGUAAUGACUUACCACAGCUGAACUCUCAUAUUCACUGGACAUAUGAUUCCAGUAAUAGUGUUCUUAGUUUAGCAUUUGCAGCCUUUCCUGCUAGACCUGAUGGAUGGAUUGCGUGGGGUAUUAAUCCUAAUGGAACUGGAAUGAUCGGCACACAGGCACUAAUUGCAUUCAAGAAACCUGGCGGUGAUUCCAUGAUAGUCAAGACAUUCCGUUUGAACUCAUAUAAGUCCGUUGAGCAAGCUGAGAUUAUGUACGAUGUCUCCAGAUUAGAGGCUGAAUACCACAGAGGGUUGAUGAUGAUUUUCGCAACCAUAAAUUUGCCAAAUGGAAUGACAACAUUGAAUCAGGUCUGGCAAGUGGGAGCUUCUGUUAUGAAUGGAACAUUUCCUGCAAUUCAUGCUUUUCAGCCAGAGAAUUUAAGUUCCAAGGAUAAGCUUGAUUUGAGGAAGGGCCAAAGCUUAACCAGUACAAGCCAAGAAAAUUCUGGCUUAAGGAGUAAACAAAUCCAUGGAGCCCUCAAUACAGUGAGUUGGGGGAUGCUGUUUCCAAUUGGGAUCAUGAUGGCUCGAUAUCUGAGGACGUUUGCUGAUCCGGCCUGGUUUUACGUUCACAUUUCAUGCCAAAUGUCAUCUUACAUUGUUGGAGUUGCUGGUUGGGCAACUGGAUUAAAGCUAGGAAGCCAAUCCAAGGGAGUUGAAUACACAAUUCAUCGUGAUUUUGGGAUCACCCUCUUUUGUCUUGCAACACUUCAGAUUCUUGCCCUUUUCUUGAGACCUAAAAGGGAUCAUAAGUACCGAUUCUACUGGAACAUCUAUCACCAUGGUGUUGGAUAUGGAGUGCUGGUCCUUGGCAUUAUCAAUGUGUUUAAAGGCCUUGAAAUGUUGGAUCCACCAAAGAAAUGGAAAUUGGCUUACAUCUUCUUUCUUGCUGUAUUGGGAGGAAUUGCAAUCUCCUUGGAGGUGAUCACUUGGAUAGUGAUCUUGAGGAGGAAACCAGGCAAAUCAGGCAUAUCCAUUAAGCUAUAUGAUGGCCAGAAAGAUUCAAAUGGAGGACAGCAGCCACUAACUUCUUAAUUUUGCCUUGGUAUUUAAAAUGCUGCAAAUGCUUACUAUAUUCCUCUACUGUUGAAUUGGUUUCCUAUUGUCAUGUAAUUUGAGGAGUGUAUCUUGUCACUUAUCAUUUUUAUGUAAUUACUAAAUUAUUUAUACAUGGUUAGCCUUCUUCAUGUCUGCAGCUUAUUGAAGCCUUAUUGUGUUUAUUGAUGUAAUUCACAGUAUACAGUCCAAAACCUGCGAUUCUCAUCCGCUUAA